GAAUUCUCACACAGUAGAGAUGCUCUGCCCCACCCUGCCCCCACAUCCUAUUAUGAGGGCCAGUGUAGGUCAGGCACCUGCUAACCAUGGCAUGUGGGCCAGGAGAUCUUCAGAGCCUCACAUCUCCAUUUUCUUCUGCCAAACUUGGAAAUUCCCUCUUUUCAGAAGAGCCCUGGUUCCAGGCCUGUGGUCACACCAACAUCGCCUGCAAGAUGGUGAAGGGGAAGCUGGUAGAGGUAGGCAAGUGGCCAUGGCAGGUGAGCAUCCUGUUUCUGGGCGCGUACAUCUGCAGCGGCUCCCUCAUCCACCAUCAGUGGGUCCUCACGGCCGCGCACUGCCUAGAGAGAUCCAAGGACCCCAAAAAGUACUCCAUGAGGGUGGGAGUCCAGCAGGUCUCAGAAAACGGCACUUGGCUCCUGCUCACUCGCAUCGUGAUCCACGAGGAUUUCCACAACCUCCUAUCCCAGGACAUUGCCCUCCUGAAGCUCAGGGACCCCAUCUCCUGGUCCCCCCUCAUCCAGCCUGUCUGCCUACCCAACACCAAAUUCAAGCUCUCGCUCGGGACCAUGUGCUGGGUGAUCGGGUGGGGACAUAAAAAUGAACAAGAAACCUCAAGUAGCCCCUACAGUCUUCAGGAGGUGGCUGUCAGGAUCGUUAGCAACAGUAUCUGCCGUCAGCAGUACCAGUUUCUCUUCUUGAAGAGAGAGAAGAAGUUCAUUGGGAAGGACAUGCUGUGUGCCUCCUCAGAAUUGGGCAUGGACUCUUGUCAGGUCUCUUGGACAUUUCUGAACAUCAGUCACAUGCCCAGAUGGGGGCCCGGUGCUGGCAGAACUGGUUUUCAUAAAUGGCAUCGUUCUGUAAGCGUGUGUCUGUCUCUUGCAUCUUCGGUUCAACAUUGUUUUUGAGAUUUAUCCCUAUUGAAAAGUGCAGCUCUCAUUCAUUAAUUGACCUCUCGAGCUAGGAUAUUCUCUUGUGACCAUGGCACAAUUUAUACACUCUAUUGUUUAUAGCAUUGAGGUGGUUUUCAGGGUUUUUUUCAUAUCACAAACCGCUGCUCUGAAUAUUCUCACACACAUCUCCCUAUUUACGUGUUCCAGAAUUUCUCGACAGGAUAUGUCCUGCAGGGAACUGGGGGGUCAUAGGCUGUGCAUGCCUUCAUCUUUAAUAGUUUUUGCUGGGGCGCUGGAGGGCUCAGUUGGUGG
Molecule: messenger RNA, 1202 nt
Organism: Prionailurus viverrinus (fishing cat)
Lineage: Eukaryota; Metazoa; Chordata; Mammalia; Carnivora; Felidae
Product: putative serine protease 46
Exons: 5
Coding region: 87-905 (272 amino acids)
Biological process (GO): proteolysis
Molecular function (GO): serine-type endopeptidase activity
Source: RefSeq, a predicted model, not a curated record